Daucus carota subsp. sativus is the source of this 2637-nucleotide messenger RNA. Its product is annotated as double-strand break repair protein MRE11. Gene Ontology annotation, biological process: meiotic DNA double-strand break formation; mitotic G2 DNA damage checkpoint signaling; telomere maintenance. The coding region runs from base 146 to 2320 and encodes 724 amino acids. The transcript has 23 exons. Gene Ontology annotation, molecular function: 3'-5'-DNA exonuclease activity; manganese ion binding; single-stranded DNA endonuclease activity. The record is from RefSeq and is a predicted model, not a curated record. Gene Ontology annotation, cellular component: nucleus; Mre11 complex; site of double-strand break. NCBI's taxonomy places the organism in Eukaryota, Viridiplantae, Streptophyta, Magnoliopsida, Apiales, Apiaceae.
CCAAAACAUACACAUGUAUGCCUAGUCCGCGGCCUUUACUUUUAUUCCCUCUGUCUUCCAUUUUUCAACAAUCUGCUCCUCCCUGCAACUCUGCUUCCUUCUGCUCUCACUUCGACAAGCGGCAAAGAGGCCACACUUGGUUCUAAUGGGUGAUUUGCCAAGGGAGGAUACUAGUAAUACGCUUCGAGUACUUGUAGCAACGGACUGUCAUCUGGGUUAUAUGGAAAAAGAUGAAAUAAGGAGGCAUGAUUCUUUUCAAGCAUUUGAUGAAAUAUGUUCAAUAGCAGAAAAACAGAAGGUAGACUUUGUUCUACUUGGUGGGGAUCUUUUUCAUGAAAACAAGCCAUCAAGGUCAACUUUAGUGAAGACAAUAGAGAUUCUUCGCCGGUAUUGUCUCAAUGAUCAGCCAGUACAAUUUCAGGUUGUCAGUGACCAGACCAUCAACUUUGCAAACAUAUUUGGCCAUGUGAAUUACGAAGAUCCACAUUUUAACGUGGGACUACCAGUGUUCAGUAUUCACGGGAAUCAUGAUGACCCUGCUGGAGUGGACAAUCUUUCUGCAGUUGACAUCCUAUCGGCUUGCAAUCUUGUUAACUACUUUGGGAAAAUGGCUCUCGGAGGUUCUGGUGUUGGGCAGAUCACACUGUAUCCCAUUCUUAUCAGAAAGGGCUCAACUUCGGUAGCUCUCUAUGGUCUGGGAAACAUUAGAGAUGAACGUCUGAAUAGAAUGUUUCAGACCCCUCAUGCUGUACAGUGGAUGCGUCCGGAAACUCAGGAAGGAUGCCAAGUGUCAGACUGGUUCAAUAUUUUGGUGUUGCAUCAAAACAGAGUGAAGACAAAUCCUAAAAAUGCCAUUAAUGAGCAUUUUUUGCCACGGUUUCUGGACUUCAUAGUUUGGGGCCACGAACAUGAAUGUCUUGUUGACCCUCAGGAAGUUCCAGGCAUGGGUUUCCACAUUACACAACCAGGAUCUUCAGUUGCAACAUCACUAAUUGAUGGAGAAUCAAAGCCGAAACAUGUCCUGCUUGUAGAGAUUAAGGGUAAUCAAUACAGGCCAACCAAGAUACCUUUAAACUCAGUGAGGCCGUUUGAAUAUGCUGAGGUUGUAUUAAAGGAUGAAGCCGACAUUGAUCCUAAUGACCAAAAUUCAAUUCUUGAACAUCUGGACAAAGUGGUCAGACAUCUAAUAGACAAGUCUUACCAGAAGUCUGUAAAUAAAUCAGAGGUCAAGCUACCACUAGUAAGACUAAAGGUAGAUUAUUCUGGAUUCAUGACCAUAAAUCCUCAAAGAUUUGGGCAGAAGUAUGUGGGAAAGGUUGCAAACCCUCAGGAUAUUCUAAUUUUCUCAAAGGCUUCAAAGAAAGGUCACAACGUAGUAAAAAUUGAUGAUUCUGAAAAGCUACGACCAGAAGAAUUGAAUCAGCAAAAUAUCGAGGCUUUAGUUGCAGAAAAUAACCUGCAAAUGGAGAUCCUUCCAGUCAACGAUUUGGAUGUUGCAUUACACAAUUUUGUUAAUAAGGACGACAAAAUGGCUUUCUACUCCUGUGUGCAAUACAACCUUCAAGAAACCCGUAGUAAAAUUGCUCGAGAUUCGGAUACUCUGAAGUUUGAAGAGGAAGAUCUGAUUGUUAAGGUUGGAGAGUGCUUACAGGAACGUGUGAAGGAAAGAUCGCAUUCUAAAGACCCUGCUCAGUUCACAUCUAGUGGACAGUCAUUAGAGAAUAUUAGAAGUACCAAAGAUGUCGGAAGUGCAGUAUCUUUUAGUGAUGAUGAGGACAGUACUCAAUUAUAUGGUACAAAGUCCACCACCAGAGGCAGGAAAGCAGCAUCACAAUCUUUCAGGUCCUCUCAUGAUGCUUCUGAAAUUAGUAAGCCGGCUAGAGGGAGGGGCAGCAGGGGUAGGGGAAGAGGCAGAGGCUCUUCAAAUUUGAAGCAGACGACUCUCGAUGCGUCUAUGGGUGUACGUUCAGGAAGAUCUGCAUCAGUUGCUGCUACAGCUUCAGUUAGAAGUAUUGCUGCAGAGGAGGAGAAUGUCGAUUCUGCUUCAAGUGAUGAAGCUGUGCAAUUUAACGAGGUUGAGGACAGUUCGGAUGAGGAUGUCAGAGCUAACAGCCGCAAAAGACCUGCUGCUCCAAGAGGAAGAGGCAGAGGAGCAUCUUCCUCCAAGAGGGGAAAGAAAACAGAUAGUGUGACAUCUUCAAUACAACGAAUGAUGAUGAACAGAGAUGAUGAUGACGAUGACGACGAUGAUAGUGUAACAAAAAAAGUACCUGCAUCUCAAACUCGGGUAACAAGAAAUUAUGGUGCCCUGAGAAGGUAGGUAAUAUAUCAGCCGUCAGCGAGAACUCUCUUAGAAGGUGGCCUGCCCUGCGAUUGAAUGGUUCAUGCAUGUUUCUGAACCUUGUGUGUUCCAAGAGGAGAGCAUGUAAAUUUGUAAUGCAGUUGGAAAUGGUUUUGCUUUUUGAGGAAUUAACCCUUGCAUGGUCAUUGUACUGCAGGUUUUUUUUUUUUUCUUUUUUUUCUUUUUGACACAACUCAACCUAACAAGAUUUGAAUCCUGUAUAAAAAUUUGAACAGAAACAGGAAGCAUACUGUAUAAACAAGUUGAAGCCGUUUAUGGAAGUAGUUUUUCGAGCC